CUCCAAAUACACGCAGUUAGUUUCCAACACUCCUUUGCAAAACUUCGGGUUCCAAUUUUGUCUCCUUCGCCUAGACAGCAAGAAAUCCAGUAAGUUAACAAGUUAGUGUACUAGUUAACAACUAGUUAAACUCAGGGUCAGCUUGAAGUCAGAAGCAGGAUUUGAACUCGUUUUCCCCAGAAUUUGAGACAUUACACCACUCAUCGUGAGAUCACAGAUUUAGACACGGAAGGCAUUCGCCCAUUUUACAGAGGAGGAAACUGAGGCCCCUACAGAGGUGGAAAAAUGCUGCCGGAGGGGGGGGAGUGGGAGUGGGGGGGGGGCAGUGGCGUAGGAGCAGCAGGAGGAAGAGCGGGGGAGGAGAAGCUAAGGAGGAGGAGUUGUAGACUUCUGCAGGCAUGCUGGGAGCGGCCCUCGUCCCGCGAGGGAUGCUGGGAGUUGUAGUCCCGAGCCCUCUGCCGGGCGAUUCGUGUCAUGGCUGCCAGCAUCGAGGUCCUGUACUUCUUGUCCAGCCCGUGGACACAAAGUUUCUGAGCUGGGGUGACUGGGGACGUGAACUCCUAUGUCCUGAGAUAGAGCGCUCCGGCCACAUGAAUUCCUGAGCCUCCCGCUGCCUCAUAACCGUGAGCAGACCGUGCUUCACCAUGGCUUCGAGUGCCGAGGGUCAGCUGCACAGGAUCAUCCGAGAUUUGCAAGAUGCUGUGGUAGAACUGAGCAAGGAAUUUAAGGAUAUCGGGGAGCCCAUUACAGACGACAGUACCAACCUGCACAAGUUUUCCUACAAGCUCGAAUAUCUUCUACAGUUUGACCAAAAGGAGAAGGCCACUCUUCUAGGGAACAGGAAAGACUAUUGGGACUACUUCUGUGACUGUUUGGCUAAGGUGAAAGGGGCCAAUGAUGGGAUUCGCUUCGUUAAGUCCAUUUCAGAGCUGCGAACGUCUCUUGGGAAGGGCAGGGCUUUCAUACGCUAUUCUCUAGUGCAUCAGAGACUGGCAGACACCUUGCAGCAAUGUCUCAUGAAUACCAAAGUGACCAGCGAUUGGUACUAUGCAAGAAGCCCAUUCUUGAAGCCCAAAAUGAGCUCUGACAUUAUUGGUCAACUGUAUGAGCUUACAGAGGUCCAGUUUGACCUGGCAUCCCGAGGUUAUGAUUUGGACGCCGGUUGGCCAACGUUUGCCAGGAGGACUCUGGCCUCCCUUGGCUCUUCAGCGUACAUGUGGAAACCCCCAAGUCGGAGUUCAAGCAUGAGCAGUCUAGUGAGCAGUUAUCUGCAGACCCAAGACUUGGCAUCCAGCUUCGAUGUGAACAGCUCCAUGAACACGGAGGCCCUGGAAGGGUUUGAUGAGAUGCGUGUGGAGCUGGACCAUUUGGAGAUAAGGGAGAAGGAGCUACAAGAUCGCUUGCAGCAGUUAGAGAGGGAGAACCAGGAGCUGAGGAAGGCCACAAGCCUCCAGGAAGAGCAAGUGCAAGCCGAGCGGGAGAAGGGAAGAGCCCUGACGGAGGAGAACGCCCGGCUGGUCCAAAGGGUGACCGAGCUCCAGAAGGAGUGUCAGGUCUCCCAGUCAGCUCAGAGCACCAUGCAGGAGCUGCAGAAGUGCCUGAAGACCUUGGAGCUGGGCACAGCUGAAAACAAAAGGGAAUACCACUCCACCCUGAAACAUCUGGAGGCAAAGUUACAGCCCCUGGUGCAGCAGCUGGAGACGGCCUGGGCUGCCGUCACCACGAAAGAUCAGUGCAUUGCUGAACUCCGGGCCAAGCUGGCCGUGGCGGAGCGGAGGAGCCUGGAGCUGGCGGCAGAAGGAGGCGCGGCGAGCGGGGAGGGGGGCCAGCGGGCCCCCGAUCAGGCCAUCUUCUCUCAGGACCUCCAGGAGCUCGUGGAAAAGCAGGUGGUUGAGCUGGAGAGGCUGACCAGAGAGUUACACCAGAAAGAGCAGGCCCGGGGAGAGCUCGAGUCUAAAAUCCACGUUUUGGCCACGAGCUCCCGAGACGAGAACAAGAAGCUGCUCAGUGACCUGGAGGGGAUGGUCAAGGAGAUGGAGCCUCUGCGGGAAGAGCUGGUGUUGAAAGGGAAGGAGGUGACUGAGCUCCAGCUCCGGCUCAAGGACUCCCUCGCGAGCUCCAAAUCACUGGAAAAGGAGCUGGAAGAGCUCAGGAAAGGCGAGCGGCUCCGCCGAGACGAGCACAGCCAGGAGAAGGAGCUGCUGGAGCAGGAGGCCAGGUCCCUGACCAAGCAGCUGCAGCUCCUCGAAGCCCAGCUGUCCCAGGCAAACCAGCACGCCAGCGACCUGGAGGAGCAGCGCAAGCAGCUGCUGGGCGACCGGGACCGUCUGCAGCAGAGGGUCGGGGAGCUGGAGUAUCUGCUGGGCCAGCCCGGGGCCGCCAGGGAGAAGGCCCAGGAGCUGAGCUCAGGGGACUCCCAGCCACCACCGCCGGCCAGAAAGAGCCCGGAAGGGCCGCCGCCGCAGGGCCAGAGCGGAGAGGAGGAGGACGGGGGCCGCGAGCGGGACGAGGAGCUUCAGAGCGCCCUCCACAGGAACCAGAUCCUCGAGGACAAGCUCAAGGCCCUGCAGGUGGACUACGAAGACCUCCGGCAGCGUGAGGCGGCCAUCAAGGGCUCCCUGGCUUCCCUGGAGGCGGAGCAGGCCAGCAUCCGCCACAUUGGGGACCAGAUGGAGAAGAGCCUCCUGGCUGUGAAGAAGGCCAAGGAGACCAUGAAGGCCCAGGUGGCGGAGAAAGAGGCGGCCAUCCAGAGUAAGGAGGCCGAGUGCCGGCAGCUGCGGGCCGAGGUGGAGAGGUACCAGAGGCAGGCCGGGGCCCAGGAGGAGGGGGAGAAGGCCCUCCGGAGCACGGGGCAGACCCAGCCGGCGGGCGGCCUCGGCUCGGACCAGGGGCUGCUGGAGCAAAGCCCGGACCGGGAGGCCCAGGAGCUGGCUUCCCGUCUGGCGCUGACGCAGGGGCAGUUGGAGGUCCACCAGGACAUGGCCGAGAGGGCGCUGGAGGAGGUGGCCGAGCUCCGCAGCAAGCUACAGAGGGCCCAGGAGGGCCAGGAGCAGGCCCAGAGCCAGCUGCAGGUGGCCGAGGCCCUUCUGGAGGAGAACCGGAGCCUGGUCCAGCAGCUGAAGGAGCAGAACGAGAGCCUCAACAGGACGCACGUGCAGGAGCUGCUGCAGUGCACGGAGAAGGAGCGCGCGCUGAGGGAGGAGAAGGACGGAGAGAGCCGGCACAGGGCCGAGCAGGAGAGGCAGCUCCAGGAGGAGCUGGCCCGGGCCAAGCAGGACGCCGAGCUGGCGCAGCUGGAGCACGCCGAGGUGCAGGAGCAGCUGCACCGCGCCAACACGGACAUGGCCGAGCUGGGCAUUCAGGUCUGCGCCCUGACGGCCGAGAAGGCGCAGGUGCAGGAGCAGCUGGCCCAGGCCGCCCGCAGGCUCGCCGAGCUGGAAGAGAGCGCCUCCAGAGAGCGGGAGGGCCUCCGCAGGGACGUGGAGGGGCUCCGGCAGGAAAGGGAGAGCCUGCGGGAGAAGCUGGCGGCGGCCCAGGAGAGCGCCCGCGCGCUGCCCUCCCUGCAGCAGCAGCUGAGCCUGGCCGAGAAGCAAGCCCAGAGCCUGCGGGAGGCUGGCCAGGGAGAGCUCGCCACGGUCAAGUUCCAGAUGAGUACGGAGAUCAUGAGCUAUCAAGCCAAGCUCAAGGCAGUGACCGAAGAAUGUAAGACUCUCAAGGAUCAGUUGGAAGAAAAAGACGGACGGCUAAGGGCGGCCGAAGAGGAGACUGCAAAGCUGAAGGCCAGAAAAGUGGGUUUGGGGAAGGAAUUGGAGCACUCAGCGGAACAACUGGCCACGUCCCAAGCAGCAGUCACAACAAAAGAAGAGGAAGUCGCAGCCCUGAAUGCCCAUUUGGAAAGGACACAAAAGGAACUUGAGAAAUCAGAUGCAAAGGUCCAAGAAUAUUUGGACAAGCUCAACCAGGAGGUGGCGGAUCGAGAAAAAAAUGAACAGCAGAUGCUGGCCAAUCUGGACGAUCUGAACAAAACCAAGAAGUACCUUGAGGAACGGCUAAUAGAACUUCUCAGAGACAAGGAUGCUCUGUGGCAAAAAUCUGACGCACUGGAAUUCCAGCAAAAACUGAGUGCAGAAGAACGAUGGCUUGGAGACACAGAGGUGAAUCAUUGCUUGGACUGUAAGAGAGAGUUUAGUUGGAUGACCCGGCGGCACCACUGCAGGAUCUGCGGUCGCAUUUUCUGUUAUUAUUGCUGCAACAACUACAUUAUGACCAAGCACAGUGGCAAGAAGGAGCGCUGCUGCCGGGCCUGCUUCAGGAAGUACACGGAAGGGGCCAGCUCCCCAGACAGCUCCGGCUCCGUAACCUCCCAGGGAGAGCCGUCUUCCUCUCCAUCCAAGUCGGCCAGCGAUCAGAUCGCUGGAGGCCGAGGUCAGGGCGCCCCGGACUCCCGACCCCCAGACGAUGCCGUGUUUGACAUCAUCACCGAUGAAGAGCUGUGCCAGAUACAGGAGUCUGGCUCGCUCCCCGAAACCCCCACUGAGUCGGACUCACUCUACCAAAGCGUGGCUGAACAGGACAGCACCUCCAACUCUCUAACACCUGAUGACUCUGAAGAUAUACCCAUGGGCCAGGAUGCAGAAAUCUGCUUGCUGAAGUCUGGAGAGCUGAUGAUAAAAUUACCCCUCACAGUGGAUGAGAUCUUAAACUUCGGGGAAGGCAACAGAGAGCUGUUCGUCAGAUCCAACACCUAUAGCAUCAUCCCGAUCACCGUGACCGAGACCGGGCUCACGAUCAGCUGGGUCUUUUCCUCUGAUCCCAAAAGCAUCUCGUUCAGUGUUGUCUUUCAAGAGUCUGAGCAUGCUGCUCUGGAUCAGUGUAAGGUUCUAAUUCCCAUGACUCGUUGCAAUUCCCACCGGGAAAACAUCAAAGGCCAGCUGAAAGUCAGGAACCCAGGGAUUUACAUCUUGAUAUUCGACAACACUUUCUCAAGGUUCAUCUCCAAAAAAGUCUUUUAUCACCUGACAGUUGACUCGCCUGUGAUCUACGAUGGGAGCGAUUUCCCAUAGAUUUAAAACUCAUGAUCUUAACUGCUUUAUUUUAUCCAUGGGAAACACUACUCUUAUUUAUAUCUCACACAAACACUAAAGAAAAGAAAAAGCCUCACAGCCUCUGGACCGCACAAUUCUAAAGAGGGAGCAUCUUGGGCAUCCUCCCUGGAAGCCUCAGCUGUCCAGGAACUCUGCUCUGUACCACAUACAGAUGGUUGUCGCCUUCUACAGCUUCCUGCAGCCCAGGGUAUCUCAGUAUUUAGAGACCUCAGUCACAGCCCUUUGGGGCUUAAGAUUAACAACCAAAGAACGUGGAUUUCCCAGAGGCAUGCAUUUCAAUUUGCAGCACUUGGAUACUUAAAGGAGAUGGUCUCUUCUCUAGGCAGCUGUUUUUUUUAUACCUGCUGUUGUUUGUAUCCAAGAAAUCAGGAGGGCACCUAAAAAACCAGGGCAGGGAGGGAUUCCUGGGGUGAGGCGGGACAAAUCAGCCGAGCUGUUGGAGUGGGGCAAAGAGAGAGAUGCUGUCUGUGGCAGUGACCAGCGGUAGUUCGUGGCUGUCACCAGCCUCAGCUGUAGAUCAGUAUGUCUUUUCUAGCUCCUUUUCAACACCAGCUAAUUCUCAAGGAAGUAAAUCAAAACAAUUGUUGCGAGAUAGAAAGGUCAGUCCACCUCAGCAGCCAUUUAUUAAACACCAGCAGUGGGCAAGGCUUGUUGGGUGCUAAGAAUACAGAGACAAAAAGGGAACAGUCCCUGCCUUCAAGUGACUUCUGAUCUGAUGUUCACGAGGAGACCAUGAAAGGCGAGACUUCGGAAUCCUUGUCUUCAACCCAGGUUCCUUCUUGUUCCCAUUUGUCUCCAAGACUGGACUUGUCAGCAGUUCAAUUUAGUCCCUUGGGGACCUGUCCCUACUGACCCCCUUCCCAAACCUCUCUUCUGGUGUCUAGUAUCCUCAGAUAACCAACUGACUGCACAAUCGGCCCUUGAAUCUCAGUCUCCUAAACUCCAUUACGGACACUGUCACCGUUAUAAGUGAUGAUUGUGAAGACAAACAGAUGAUCUGACUGUUGGAGCUGGAGUCCCAAUCAGAGGCUAUUCUCUCACACACCUGCUGAUGUCUGUGAUGGAAAAGAAAAAAGAACUAAGUCUUAUUUGAUGGGACAUUAUGCAUCCCUCCUUCUGGCUAGUGUUUUUGGAGGGCCCAGGAAGACCUUUUUGCCUUUGGAGAUUUUGAUCCCCAAAUUUUUUUUAACUGAAACUGGCUCCCUGAUACCAAAUGCAAACAUGUUUAUGGAAAUAUAAACACAUUUUACAUUUACUGAGGACUAUAGCCAAAGCAUAGUUUUGAUUCUAAAAGCAAUUUUUUAAAGAGUAUAUCUUUGAGAACACAAGUAUAAACAUCAGUAUAAUUCAUGUGUUUCCUACAUUUUUAUUCCUUGGUUUACUCUUUAGCCCUGAUACAUAUAUACAUACCUAAACCACAUAUGUAUAUAUAUGUGUGGUAUAUGAUUUGCAAAGCCACAUUUUUUCCUUGUUGUCCCCAUCUCAUGCCUUUUAAAGAACUCCUUUUAUACCACAGACUUCUUCCUUCUCAAGGAAAAUGAUUGUAUCCUCUUCCCAAACAUCGGAUGUCAUCUUUGCUUAUGUCCUUUUCUCUCUAUGCUUCCUGAACCGACUUUACCAAGGUCAGUCGUCCCUCAGACUUCCUAAUCUGAGGUGUUCCUGAAAGAAGCAAUCCUUUGAUCCUAAGAGAAAGUGCAAUGGAGCAAGUGAUGGACUGAAGGCACAGAGUGGACAACAUCUGAUGGAGACUACCCCUCAUGUGCUGUACAGCCUUGGAUAUGUCACUUCACUCCCAUAUCACCCGUAAAAUAUAAAUAAGGACUUCAGGCUAGAAUACAUUAGAUUCAUGAGCAACUGUGUCAUGGAUCCCUCUGGCUAUGGGCUGAAACCUAUGGAUCUCUUUUUAGGUUAAUUUUUAAAGCCAAAAAUAAAGUACACAGACUUACAAAGGAAACCAAUUGUAUUGAGUUAUCAAAAUAGUAAUCAAGUUCAUGGAUCCCAGAUAAAAAGCCUCUGUGCUAAAUCCUCUCGAAGGUCCCUUUCAAUUCUAAUAUUCUGCGAUUCUAAGUACAGGUGAGAAGGAUAAGUGAGACCAUGUUCAGUACAUGAUACAAGGGCCACUAUAAUACCAACAAUGUAGGAACCUUAUUUGGGGCAAAGAGAUGAAGUAAAAUAGACAUGGAAAGGAAGAACCUUGGAUGUAAAGGGAAGCUGUUGAUUUUCAAUAGAAGAGAAUCGGGCAUUUGUAAUCAGGGAAGGAGAGUGUCAUGAAUGAUGAACGGUGUCUGCCUUCUCGUUAAGAGGCUUGUCUCCUACCUCCUGCCCUUGAAUCAAGCUACAUGAGCAGAAAGCCAACUGUUUCAUCCUCUCAGCCAGGAAAGGAGUAAGAGCUGACUCCUUCAUUCUAGAGUCUGGGAAAGUGAGAGGAGAAGGAGGGGUACCUGAAAGAUGUAUGAGAUGGGAAUGAAAUUUGGAAAAGAGUCAGCAUAGUGGGGCCAAGUCCCAGAUCUGUUUUCAGUGAAGAUUCAUCUCCAAAAAUCUAAUCGGGAAGAGAUUAUUCAAGGCAAGAAGUUGCCUGUUUUGGAAACAUUUCAUUACUGUUCACCUUCUGUCAGAGAAUGGGAAGAGAAAAAAAAUGGAUGUGAGAUAGAUCUUCAAACCAGCUCGCAGAAAAGGAUGCUCAGAGAAGACAUAUCAAACUCUUGGUCUGGUGGUGAUGUGGGUCAUCCUCCUCCAUUGCCAUGAAGAAUCAAGGGUUGGCUGCAUUUCUAAGAAAAUUAAACUUUGAUUUUUCUCUUUGGGGCCCACUUUUAUCCAGGACUAGUACCAUUUCGGGAUCCUCAGCUGGUCGGCCUGUCACCCUAACUGAUGACACUGUCUUGAUUAUCAACAUCACUACAAGGAAUUGAUUAGGGAUUGGAAUAUUUCUUUUCGAAUUGAGGUUCAUUAUGUUGUGCUGUCAUAGAUGGCCUGUUAUAGACUGGGGGGUGGGAGGGACAAAAACCAAACAAUUCGUUGCUUCUUAGGAAGCCAAUCACUGAAGUCAUACUGAAGAAGGAGAUACCUUCUUAGGAUAUGUGGAUUUUUGACUCUUUUCAUAAAUGGGCAAUCAGAUUGAAAAAUGAAUGGCACUUUAUUGUAUUCAGAGGGCUGCCCAAAUCAUGUCAUGUUCACUUCACUAACUAUAAUUAUAGCUGCAUAUUUAUUUUUUUGUGCUAGACACAUCGUGUGCUUUUAAUGAGGCUGUUAUCAGAGGUUAGCUCUUUAAUAGAUUCCUGUCUAUGCAAUGACUAUGCAAUGACAACUCUUUCAUCUAAGUAUGGCUUUAAACUGCGUCACUUUAAUUUACAGUUAGAUUGCCAGUUUCUCUAGGUGUGGUGAGUUUUGGUUUUUGUUAUAUAACUAAGAACUGUUGAAUAUUAAAGCUCCGGCUGUGACCCAUCAACUAAAAUUAUCCAACAGAAAGCAUUCUGGGAAUUUCAGAUUACAAUUUCAAAAGAAGAGUAGCCUUUGAUGGCAAAGCAUCCAGGAGAAAGAUAUUUUUGUAUUUGGAUGUCCACUUCCCUGAAGCCAUUAGAUAAACUUCACAACUCCAAAAACCUGGCCAAAUUUAUGCACCCAUAUUCUGGCAUAAAACAGUUGGUUGAAAAAAUUGUCUCUAUCUAAAUAUAUGCUUGAGAAAGCACUUUAUGAUUAUGGCAUUUGGGAUUCAGAAAGAUUGGAUUAAGCAAAACCUCACCCUGACUUUAUCCAUUCUUAUCUAGAUGCCUGAGAACUAAUCAGUCAUUAAGGUUUUAAAAAUGGAAAAGAGCAUAAUGUGUGAAUAUAAAAUAAUUGCUCUAUUUCACUGUUUCCAAUGGGGUUCUUCCAAAAGGCAGGGAAAAUUAAAUUCACCACCCGUUGUUUGGUCUUUUAAUAAUUAUUUAAAAGAAAACAAAAGGGUAGUGGAUGGUUACAUAUGUGAAAGGUUAACCAAGGCCAGGCCGAGCCACACGUUAUUGAAAGGGGCACGUGGACCUUCGGCGACACUGGAGAGCAGACACCCAGGCCUUGGAAUCCCUGCCUUGAAAGCUGGAAUUCUAGACCAAUCUUCGGUGGAUCCGGCCGCCUCCUGUGUCUUGUUUGGACUCCUGAUUCAGUGGCAUUUGCCAAAGAAUUGCCCGAGAACAGCCUGACGCCAGCCCAACUCCUGGGAGUGGGAUGAGAGACUUUUGUCAUUGAAGUAUAUUCACUUGUUAGCGAUGCAUACACCAUGCCAUAAGGGGCACUUCAUGCUUUUUGCCUUUUGGUUUUGAUCUCAGGAAUUAAAAGGAAAAAAAUGUCA
Messenger RNA from Antechinus flavipes (yellow-footed antechinus), 9429 nucleotides. It is a transcript of the gene FYCO1, whose product is annotated as FYVE and coiled-coil domain autophagy adaptor 1. Bases 645 to 5063 code for a protein of 1472 amino acids. Gene Ontology annotation, biological process: plus-end-directed vesicle transport along microtubule; positive regulation of autophagosome maturation. The record is from RefSeq and is a predicted model, not a curated record. The transcript is spliced from 18 exons. Gene Ontology annotation, cellular component: lysosome; autophagosome; late endosome. NCBI's taxonomy places the organism in Eukaryota, Metazoa, Chordata, Mammalia, Dasyuromorphia, Dasyuridae. Gene Ontology annotation, molecular function: metal ion binding.